Messenger RNA from Penicillium nucicola, 1071 nucleotides. RefSeq lists its product as uncharacterized. Gene Ontology annotation, molecular function: catalytic activity; DNA binding. The transcript has a single exon. Gene Ontology annotation, cellular component: nucleus. NCBI's taxonomy places the organism in Eukaryota, Fungi, Ascomycota, Eurotiomycetes, Eurotiales, Aspergillaceae. Gene Ontology annotation, biological process: base-excision repair. Bases 1 to 1071 code for a protein of 356 amino acids. The record is from RefSeq and is a predicted model, not a curated record.
AUGUCUAUUCCCCCCGAAGCUCGGCAACUGCUCGAGGAGUUCAAUUUGCCUCUGGAGUUCUUGUCAGAUUCUUCUUUGAGUGAUGCUCCUAGCGAUUUUGAUUGGGAUGAGCCUGAUCUAAAACCGUCAAUUCCUGUCAUAUCAUUUCCCACGAUCCCCAAGAGCCCCUCGAAAAGUCUUCAAUGUAUCUCACUGCCCACAAACGAGAAUCCCCAAACUCCUGUGAAAAGUACGCCCCAUCUCAACCCAGAGUCAAACAAAGCCCCUCGAAUCAAACCCCCAAAGCUGUCUCCUUAUUUCCCAGCAUCAUUACCUGGUGCUGAAUCCUGUCUGCCAUUCCCGCCAAUUGAUGGACCCUCCUUCGGGCUCAUUCAAGAACAACUUGCACAUGACCCUUUCCGGUUACUUAUUGCCACUAUCUUUCUCAAUCGCACACGGGGUGGAGUUGCACUUCCCGUGCUGUUCAAGGUCUUUGGCCGCUAUCCAACAAUCGAGGAGAUGGCCGCAGCAGACGAGUCUGAAUUUGUGUCGAUCAUUCGUUGCUUGGGAUUCCAAAACCAGCGCGCAAGGAAGUGUAUUGCACUCGCACAACUAUGGCUUACAAACCCCCCACACAAAAACAAAAGAUAUCGCAAACUACACUAUCCGCGCAGACUGGACGGCCGAGAUGUUGGGCGUGACGAAUGCAUCAACGAAGAAGACCUACGAGUUGCCUGGGAGGUUGCACAUUUGCCUGGAGUUGGAGCCUAUUCACUCGACAGCUGGCGUAUUUUCUGCCGCGACGAAUUGCGUGGCAAAGCCUCUGACUGGCAGGGAACUGGUGCGACAGAAAUAGGAUUUGUGGCUGAGUGGAAGUGUGUCCUGCCCCAAGAUAAAGAGCUACGGGCAUACCUGUCAUGGAUGUGGCUCAAGGAAGGCUGGAUCUGGGACCACAACACGGGCGAUCUGACCCCUGCCAGCGACAAGAUGAUGAGAGCUGCUCACAGUGGAGGAGUCGCUCAUGAGCAAGAUGGCAAUUGGGUGCUGGAGACGUCCCCUGUCAAGGCGAUGAAUGGAUUACAUUGUGAAUAG